GCUCACCAAUUACCCCCGGCCCUGCUGCUUUCGGCCACAUUCACACGUUGCGGAUCUGUUGCGGUUUGAUGUUUCCACAGCAGAUCCGGUACAUGUGACUAUCACGCCCGGAGCCGCUGACAGAGGAGACUCCGGACCGGAGAGCAGCGGGCGGAAUGAAGAGUGAACAUUUCUAGGAAAAGCGAAAUAAACCCAAGAAUGGAAACUGUAAAGUCCGGGGAGCCCAGCGCGGAGAUGACUGGGGGACAGGGAGACCGGCGGGCGGAGGAUGGAGCCGGAUAGGCCGGACCGCGAAGAGACGACUCACCAUGGCGGACAGGAAGAGAGAAAGGAAGGAGAAGGCAUUGUGGGUAAUAUUUGUAUGCGUGCCGAAAUAUCGCGAUACUUGGCGUCAGGAAACGAGACCUGUGACUGCGGCUACGAGCUCUCAGAAUAUGGGGCAGCGCCUCCUACAGGCUCCGAGAAGCUUCUGCUACUGGUUGUUCUCUUUUUACGAGCCAGCCAAUCACCGCGGACAUCUAGUGGGAAAAGCUGCAGAGAAAAGGCGGUGAUGGCGCAGCAGAGAGUGCUACCUCAGAGUAAGGAGACGUUGCUCCAAUCCUACAACAAGAGGCUAAAGGACGACAUCAAAUCCAUCAUGGACAACUUCACCGAGAUCAUUAAGACUGCCAGGAUUGAAGAAGAACAUCAGGUCAGCCGCUCAACCCAAGGGGAGCAGGACAACUAUGAGAUGCACGUCCGCUCCGCUAACAUAGUCCGGGCUGGAGAGUCACUCAUGAGGUUAGUGUCUGAUCUGAAGCAAUAUCUGAUCCUGAAUGACUUCCCCUCUGUGAACGAGGGCAUCAACCAGCGCAACCAGCAGCUCCGCAUGCUCCAGGACGAAUGUGACAAGAAACUGAUCUCCCUGCGGGAUGAGGUUGCCAUAGACCUGUAUGAACUUGAAGAGGAAUAUUACUCCUCCAGCUACAGUGUGUGUGAGCCAAGCGAUCUCCCGCUGUGUGAAGCAUACUGGAUCAGAGACAGUCUUGACUUCUCGCCUCAGGAUCCUUCCAUCCCGAUGACGUCGGUGACAUCUGAGAACAGCUCCAUCCCCAGUCAGAUCAGUGCCUCUCCUCACCUGAACGGACAUGGAGUGAGCCUGUCUGAGCACAGCUGAGGAUCGGUAUGUAGUGCAGGUCCUUCACUGUCUGGACAUAAACUCUGGGUAAUGACCUCCAUGGAGACCACUGGCGGUUGCGUUGAUGUCCUAGGAGGUGGGCCUGACACUGACAUCCUCCCUCAUUGUAUUGUCCUGGAGGCGCCUUCAGUGCCUAUCACUGAUAGUAUCCGGACGGUCACUCCUAGUUACAGAGGCGAUGUCUGCUCCAUGCACAGGCCUGGUGAUGAUCACUGAAGAAUAUCUGCCUCCCUUCCCCUGCGCUGUUCUUUCCAUCCCAUGGAAUAUUGAGGACUUUUUGUCUUACAUUUGUUCUGUAAACUUAUAAUAAGUGUUUGUCUUGUUUUCAGUCACAGUGUUAAUAAAUGCUCAGGAGACGUCACUGUC
This is a messenger RNA of Hyla sarda, 1543 nucleotides long. It is a transcript of the gene MED22, whose product is annotated as mediator complex subunit 22. The transcript has 5 exons. Gene Ontology annotation, molecular function: transcription coregulator activity. The record is from RefSeq and is a predicted model, not a curated record. NCBI's taxonomy places the organism in Eukaryota, Metazoa, Chordata, Amphibia, Anura, Hylidae. Gene Ontology annotation, cellular component: mediator complex. Bases 269 to 1156 code for a protein of 295 amino acids. Gene Ontology annotation, biological process: regulation of transcription by RNA polymerase II.